Molecule: messenger RNA, 1765 nt
Organism: Dermatophagoides farinae (American house dust mite)
Lineage: Eukaryota; Metazoa; Arthropoda; Arachnida; Sarcoptiformes; Pyroglyphidae
Gene: Cluap1
Product: clusterin associated protein 1
Biological process (GO): cilium assembly
Cellular component (GO): cilium; microtubule organizing center; intraciliary transport particle B
Source: RefSeq, a predicted model, not a curated record
UCGGUUAUAUGAUUAUGUACCCAUUAAAAGGAAAAUUAUUGAUUCAAAGAUGGCAUCUUCAAACUAUCAUUUGAUGCGAAAUUUUAUUUCAGUAAUGAGAUCUCUCGGUUAUCCUCGACAAAUGUCAAUUGAAAAUUUUCGAAAUCCAAAUUUUCCAUUAAUGGCAGAUGUUCUCGUUUAUCUUCUGAAACGUUUUGAUCCGAAAACUGAAAUCGAAACGAACGUCGAAACGGAGGAAGGACGGUUAAAAUUCGUAAUGACAGCAUCACAUUUGAUGGUAAACAAAGCAAAUUUGGAUAUCAAUGUCAAAAAAUUGUAUAUGGCCGAUGUGAAUUCCGUUCAGGAGAUGAUAAAAUUGGCCAAAUUGAUUCAAGAAGCAUGGAUUACACUUGAUCAAGAUUAUCGAAAACAAGGCCGAAAAGAUGUAAUCAAUGAAGAGGAUGAGAAUGAUUCUGAUGAAUCGAAACAAUCAUUGAUCGUUCGUAAUGGUGAAGAAUUUGAUCGGACAAAACUUUCACAAUAUAACAGCUUCAAAACCAGCCAGAUAACAUCGGAAAUAUAUCAAGUGGCAACCAAACUUUACGAUACAAUCGCUGAACAUGAUCAGAAUAAAGAUCAACUACAGAAAACGCUUGGCAAACAAUUGGUUAUCGAUCAAAUUGAAUCCCAAAUACGGCAAAGUAUUCGACAAUUGCAACAAGAUAUUGUCGAUAUGCAACAAAGAAAACAAAAUGUCGAUCGAGAUAAUGAUGAUAUCAAUGGAAAAAUUGAAAAGAAACAAAGCGAAUUGAAUCGUAAUAAGAAACGGUUACAAACAUUACAUGCACAAAGGCCAGGAUAUCAGGAUGAAUUGGAAAAAAUUGAACAAGAAAUCGUUGGAUUAUAUGAUGAUUAUGUCACAAGUAGUAGAUGUUUGUAUUUCCUGGAACAGAAACUUGAAGAAUUCGAAGAACUUGAACGGCUAAAAAUUGAAGAAAGAAACAAGGAAAUUAAACAAAUGCUUGAACAGAUUAAAAUCGAUGAUUUUUUAAAAACCAAUAAAGAUAUGCGUAUAAAUUCAUGGAACCAACAAAAUAUUGGCACGGAUGAACGUUCUGCCGAUGAAUUGGCUGCAAUUGUCGACGUGGAUGAAGAUGCUAUGGGACGUGUAUCGGACGGAAGUGAUUUCAGUGACAGAGAUAUCAAUGAAAUACCUAAAAAUGAUAAUCAUAAAUCUCGACGGAAUGGACGUCAAAAAGCCAACAAAUUGAGUCGGACGAAUGAUAAAAAAGAUAGAUUAUUAAUGGCAAACACUGUUGUCAAAAGCCAACGUUCACCUGUCAGUAUAUCGAAUGAUAAUACAUUGGAUACAUCGAAUAAUCGAAGCGCCAAAACAGCUCGAAUUUUUUCAUAUGGAUCAUUGUUAGAAAAUGAUGAUGACGAUGACGACGACGAUGAUGAUGAUUCAGAACGUUCAGAAACGAAUGCGAAAAUGUCUGAUUCGGAAAUUGAUUUGGAUGCAAUCGAUAGCGAAGAUGAUGAUGAAGAUUCGAUAAAUUCAACUGAAGUGGAUUUUACUAAAUCGAAUGAAACGACAAAAAUUGCCACCAAUUCUGAGAUAAAAAUUUCUGCAUCUAAUCUUGAUAAAGGAGAUGAUGAUUUUUAGAUUGAAAAUUUGCAUAAAUAAUGCAGCUUUCAUGAAUUCGAUACGAUUAAUUUAAUAAUAAUAAUCAUUGAAAUAAAAUCAAUUAAUCAAUUGCCUUUUGUUAAUUCUAUUUUGGAAUAU